Molecule: messenger RNA, 1317 nt
Organism: Cryphonectria parasitica EP155
Lineage: Eukaryota; Fungi; Ascomycota; Sordariomycetes; Diaporthales; Cryphonectriaceae
Exons: 3
Coding region: 1-1317 (438 amino acids)
Cellular component (GO): mitochondrion
Source: RefSeq, a predicted model, not a curated record
AUGCCCACUACGCUUACUCCAUUUCUUUAUCAGACGGGUACCCUCUCAAGGUGCGCCAGGGCGGCAGUCUUGCGAUCCAGCUUCCACACGACCUCCCGGCGGCGUAAAUAUGAGGACGAUAUUAUCCCCUUUGAGCUGCCACCAGAUCUCGAGAAUCCCACAAAGAGACAGGGUCGUCGACAAGAUACAAUCACGCCGACUGAGCGACUUACCUUCGAGAAUAUUUUUAAAGAGAUCGCACAGAAGGGCAGGAAGCCCAAGCUGCCUAAAUCCACCCCGACCAAGAGUCAGGAUGAGGAUAGCAGGGAUCAGACAACCUUCAAUGUCAACUCCAUAAUGGAGGAUGCCGCCUCGAGGUACAGCAAGGCCCAGCCGUCCAUCCGAGGGCUUCACCCGCUAUCCCCACUGGAUGCGACGUACUCGGCAGCCGAGCGAGAGAAGGCCCUGCUGCGGUUUCCGCCCACGCUACGACAGGCUGCGAGGAUGGCCUUCGGCAUGUUCGAAACGGUGGAAACUAUGCCUACAGUCCAGCUGGAAGGUGGCAGAAUGCAAAAGCUUGGCUCGUCGACAGAGUUGGACCCGGUCGAGACAGUUGGGGCUGGAAGCGGGGUCAGAUCAACCGGUGAUCAACUUGCCAAGACAUUGGAAAUCGAAGCAAGGCGCGGCGAGGAGCGACUGCGGAUCAAGACGCGGAUGGAUGCUGCAAAGGAUGACUUUGAACUCUGGGACGCUCUGGAGCAUGAAGUCUUCCCUCUUGUCCAUCGCCUGGGCAUUAAAGACUCCCCGCCAAACCCCGCCUUCAAGCCAAGGAAGGUCAGGCGCUCUAGGAAGAAAGAAUUGCAGGGUGCGACUCACGCCCCCUUGGACAUGGAGGUCUAUGGGCCCAUCUACCCACAGCUCCUGCUGGAGGGUCUCGAGAUGCUCGAUACCAAGUUCGCCCGUCCAUCUCCCUACGUCGCACACCUCCUCCCGCGCGUCAAAGAACUCGGUCUGGUAUCGUACGUCCUCGGUGUGAGCACGUCGUUUUACAACCGCCUGAUGAAACAGCUGUGGAACCGCUAUGGCGACGCCCAGGGCGUGUUAAACCUGCUUGAGGAGAUGAGGCACGCGGGCCUAUAUUUUGACGAGGAAUCCAAGUCGGUUGUCCACCGUAUCGAGAUGGUGUACAAAUCCGCCGACGAGGGAGCCAAGGAUUUCUUUGCUGCAAAGCUGAUGGACAUGCCCGAGUUCGAACCGAUUCUGGCUGGCAGGCUGAGUCAUUGGGUGAGCCACAUCGACCGGAGUAUCAAGGAGAGGAGGCUAGGGCUGGGAUUCUGA